Molecule: messenger RNA, 6063 nt
Organism: Clupea harengus (Atlantic herring)
Lineage: Eukaryota; Metazoa; Chordata; Actinopteri; Clupeiformes; Clupeidae
Gene: pigg
Product: phosphatidylinositol glycan anchor biosynthesis class G (EMM blood group)
Biological process (GO): GPI anchor biosynthetic process
Cellular component (GO): endoplasmic reticulum membrane
Source: RefSeq, a predicted model, not a curated record
GCGCCAUCAAUUUUAACCCUGCUUGCUACCCUUAGUUCGAAACAACACGGAAGUAAUAGCACCUGUUCUAAUUUCCAUUCAAGCAUCUAGUUUACAACAUUUCGUAUAUUUCGCUCGUUGAUUUUAAAUCAAACGUUUGUACUAACAGAGUAUUUCGAGUUACAGAAGUCGGACAGUUCGGCAAUAAAAAAAGCGCCUUUUACUGGCUAUCUUGAUGCCGUUGCUAGUUACUGACGUUGCUGUGGAGGGGAUUAAGUUUAAUGCUAGAUCAAUGUAACGCAUCUUUGGGAAGAAAUAGUUUUUUCCCCCCCAUAAGCAUACCACUGGUAAAUUGUAUGUCAUAGAUUUGCGGUUGCUGUCAAUCGUCGUGGCAUACAUGUAUCUAGGGUUAGGAUAUUGCAACGUAGUUAAGGCAACACGCUAGCUGGUUGUGAAGAACUGUCAAAUGAGAAAGCUAACGUUAGCUAGCUAAGCUUUCCAGUUCCAUUGGCUUUGUGAGCUAGAUUGUCUAGCAAGGAGAUAUAGUCGCCACAAUGAGAGUGAGUUCGUCUGUUUUUGCGUCAUUUUGCCUCAUAUUAGAGCUAUUCGGCCUUGCCCUUUUCUUAAGAGGAUUUUUCCCUGUUCCUGUCAAGUCAUCUUUUUCAUCGAAGAGUAAACUUUCUGACCUGCCGGCUGAACCUUUGGCAGGGAGUGGGCCCAACUCAUCCAAAGUCCCCCCGCCUCUGUUUAAAAGGGUGGUAAUAGUACUGAUCGAUGCACUCAGAGAGGAUUUUAUAUUUGGACCCAGUGGAAAAAACUACAUGCCAUACACAAGGCAUCUGGUGGAGCGAGGGUCAACCCACAGUUUUGUGGCCAAGGCUAGACCGCCCACUGUUACAAUGCCGAGGAUCAAGGCCCUGACCACUGGCAGUAUCCCGGGCUUCAUAGACGUGGUGAUGAACCUGAACUCGCCCAUGCUCCACGAGGACAACCUCCUGUGGCAGGCCAAGACGGCCGGCAAGCGCAUCAUCUUCUACGGGGACGACACGUGGGUGCGCCUCUUCCCCAAGAUCUUCAUGGAGUACGACGGCACCACCUCCUUCUUCGUCUCCGACUACACUGAGGUGGACAACAAUGUGACGCGUCAUUUGGACAGCACCCUGAAGCGGGACGACUGGGACGUUCUGAUCCUGCACUACCUGGGGCUGGACCACAUAGGUCACAUCAGUGGCCCACACAGCUCCCUCAUCGGACCCAAACUCCUGGAGAUGGACGACGUGCUCAAGAAGAUACACGCUGCCCUCAUCUCAAAGGAGUCAGAGGGGACCCUGCCCAACCUGCUGGUGCUGUGUGGAGACCACGGCAUGUCUGAGACGGGCAGUCAUGGCGGAUCCUCUGAGCCUGAAAUCAACACUCCUCUGGUGCUCAUCAGUCCGGCAUUCAAACGCAAAGUGGGGAUGGAGAAGCCUGGCGUGGUAGAGCAGGUUGAUCUGGCCCCCACCCUGUCGUUGAGCCUGGGUCUGCCCAUCUCUCAGAACAGCGUUGGGCGUCUGAUCCCGGGCGUGUUCGAGGAGUCCUCCCUGAGGGACCAGCUACGCUUCCUCCACCUCAACGGGUACCAGCUCAGCUGCCUGCUCAAAGACAGCACACUCACAUACCAGCAGGAGGAAGGGUACGAGCUGUUCCGCGUGGCGGAGAAGGCCCACGGUAACUGGAUGAAGCUGUACCUGGAGGGCAACACCUCUGAGGUGCUGACCAACAUGGGCCGCAAGGUGCUGCGCCAGUACAUGGAGGCGCUGAGGGCCAUGAGCUCCGCGCUCAGCAAGCAGCUGGGCAAAUACGACAUGUACUCUAUGGUGGUGGGCACCAUCCUACUCGUAGAGAUGCUGCUGCUGCUGCUGCUGGCCAUGCCCGAGGCCCUGAGCAGGGCUGCGGAGGUGGACGUGCCCGUGGGCUCUGCACUGGUGUCUCUGCCCUUCUACCUGCUGUGCCUGCUGUUCGCCGCGCUGCACGUGGUGGUCUGCACGUCGGCCGGCGGCUCCUGCUACUUCUGCGCCCUCCCCUGGGCCCUGGUGUUCGUCGCCGUCGCCUGCUCCUCGGCCCUCCUCUGCGCGCUCGUCGCCAUGGCAGCCAGGAGGCUCGCGCAGGGAACCAGAUCCCCCAGCAAGAGCUCGUCCCCUGGUUGGGAGUUGUCGGAGCUGGACGUGCUGCUGCUGAUGGGGACGGUGGGCCACACGCUCAGCCUGGGCGCCUCCAGCUUCGUGGAAGAGGAGCACCAGAGCUGGUACUUCCUGCUCAACACGCUCUGCCUGGCCGUCUUCCAGGACGUCUGCCGCAAGUACUUCCGCGAGAGGCGGCGCGCCAGCCAGGGGGGUGGCAGUGACAGCGAGGGGGACGAGCCACUGCUCCCCUCCGGGAAGGAUCACCGACCCCUGACCUCCGCCGCCGCCGCCGAUGACCCCGACUCGUCCCCGCUGGCCAACCUGGGCAUGAGCAAGGGCUCAGAGAAGUGGUUGGCCCUGGCGACGCCACCCCUGACCCUGGCCUGCUGUCGGAUGCUGCGCUCGCUCAACCAGACGGGCAUCCAGUGGGCACACCUGCCUGACCUUAGCCAUUGGCUCAACAAUGGUGAACAUAAGCUGAUCCUGUCCGUGCUGUCAGCGGUGUCCCUGAUGCUCAUCUUCGCCCUGGUGCAGCGCCGGUGCUCCGCCGUGUCCAAGAUCGCCCUGGCGCUCGGCCUCCUGGGAGUCUACAGCUACCGCGCCGCUGCCGGCAGUGUCCUGUUCCCAUGGCAACACAGCAGCCGCGCCGCGUCCAAGGGCACAAUGGAGGCACGCUUUGUCUACGUCUUCGUCCUGGGCAUCCUCUUCACCGGCGCCAAGGACCUGCUCCGCUCACAGCUGGUGUCUGCGGAGGCUCGUCUGCGCAGCAGGGGAUUGUGGGAGGUGUACAGUGGCAUGGUGCUGCUGGUGGCGCUGCUCCUGCGCGCCCACAACCUGCCCACCCUGGCCUGCUGCCUGCUGGUGCAGUCGCUCAUGGCCCAGUUCAUCUGGAAGAGGCUCCACUACGACGCCGCUCAGACUACCAUCAUGCACUACUGGUUCGGACAGGCCUUUUUCUACUUCCAGGGAAACUCCAACAACAUAGCAACGGUGGACAUCUCCGUGGGCUUCGUGGGGUUGGAGAGUUAUGUUGAGGCUCCGGCCAUCUUCCUGACGGCUCUGAGCACCUACGCCGGGCCUCUGCUCUGGGCCUGCCACCUGGUGUGCUACCUCAGCUCCGAGAGAGACAGCAGGAGUAGUGCAGCGUUGGGCCACGGCUGCUACUGCUUUGCGCUGCUGCGGUCGGUGCCGGCGGUCUUCUACGUGCUGCUGGUGACGGCCCUGCGCUACCACCUCUUCAUCUGGAGCGUCUUCUCCCCCAAGCUGCUCUACGAGGCCAUGCACACCCUCGUCACCGCCGUCAUCUGCGUCUUCUUCACCUUCAUGGACCAGAGCCCUCCCUCCAGCAGGCCCUAACAUGACCUCCCCCAGUCCCCCAUCCCUGUAACCCCCAUCCCCCCAUACGCCCCCCAUACCCUGCCACCAACGCACCCACCCACUCCCACUCCCCACCCACCUCCAGCGCUCCGACAGGCUGACAGAAGGGCUGCAGGCGAGGAUGACUGGAUGAAAGAGAGAUGGAGGGUGCAGGUGGAGUUCAGAGACCCAGGAGGAGCGUGAGCAGAGGCACUGAGGAGUGAGGAGAACUUCUGUGGCGGACUGACGGGCGGACGGACGUGACGGACGUGACGGAUCUGCAGCCUCUCCUGUACAGCACACAGCGGUGUAAAACUAACUUUGGAAAAACCAAAAGGAAUACAGAAUGUUUGGGGUCUGCGUGAGCGGGCGCUGUCUGUUUGGUUCACUCAGGAAACGAUUCCACUGAAUGUAAGACCACAAAGUCACACCUUUUUUAAGCUUUUUUUUCCCCCCAACUAUUUUGGUCAUUCAGUGUCGGUGGUAGACCAUCACAGCGAAUAGGAUAUAAUGAUGAAAUAUUUAUCAGCCUGCCAUGGCUGAUAUGAACAAUAGGUUGAAGGGCUGCCAUAACCAACACAUCAAACAUGGACAACUUUGUUGGACUAUAUUUCUUUGCUGACAGACAGCCCCUUCAGUCCCAGGCAGUAGCGGACUGAUUUAUUAGACAAAGUAGCAUCUGCUGUUUUGCAGGGUUUUUUAAGGGUACUUCAACAGUUUCUCUUUGGAGCUAGCUUAAAAACCAACCCAAUAAAAAGUUAUUCCACUUAAUCAGGAGCUGGCAGCAGGAACUGUAUUGAUGUUCUAAAGGUCAACCUUUCCAAGAGUAAAAACUUGCUACCCUCAGCAGAAGUUCUUACUCCAGUGAUAACGUGGCAAAUGUGCGAGCUUGUGAAACUAGUAUGUGUAGAAGAAAUAAUACCGUAUCCACAGAUAAUUGCCGUGUCCGUGCGAUAGCAUCUCGCGUGUUAGCACUUCCUUGUGUAAGUUAUUAUUACCAGAUUAUUACCUGUGACAUUCAUUCAUUAUGGAUAAAAAAACGGAGAUAUCCAGGACAAACUCGGAAGAGUCUCAAUAAUAGGUCUGAGAGACAAUGCAAUAAGUACUGCAGAUUUUUUUUGUCCAUGCAAAUCAGAUGCCUAUGGUGGUGUCCAGACAGUCGUUUUUUUCCCUUGCUGAAAAGCUUGCAGCAUUUCACAACCGAACCCAAUUGUGUGUUGGGAAUGUAGACAUAAGCAUUUUUACAGCAUAUAUUUAUGUGUUGGGCAGUGAUAUUAAAUAUCCAGAUUUACUGCACAGGGGGGGGGGGCAAGAAAGUGUUUCAGGAAAGAUCCUCUGUGUCAGUCUCUAUUCUUGCAUUCAGUUUAUUUCAUGAUUUUUGGCGGUUUUAUACCAAAACGGUUUACCAUUGUGUCACCGAGGAAGCCGAGGGGUCUCUGAAUGUGACGCGGCAAAGUGAAACCUCAGCUUAUAUCCCGCCGGGUAACUUUGAAUGAAACAGCCACUCUGCAGUCAAAAUGGUAAUAUACACAUUGACAGCAAGCUUCACGUUUAUCCUCCUCCUGUCCCGAGUCCAUGUCCAGUCGAGUUAUCCCAAAACUGCUUCUGCACUUUAAAGAGACCACUAAAAGUAGGCAGAAAUUUAAUUAAAUGUGAAUAUCUGUAUAUUUAUUUGAUUCAUUUUUACUGUUGCGUAUAUGACAUUGAUUGUUCUAAGUCUCACAGGUAGCGGAUAGCAUUCUCGUGCAUGGAAUGGUUUUGUCCGUUUCAUUAUGCGAGCUUUAACAACCUUGGUUGCUUCCAAUAUUCUAAAAAGGCUUUCUGAAGAUACAGAGACCAUGAUGAAUAUGUUUGUAAGGAUUUAAGUAUAAUGGAAAUCGUUUUGCCAGGAUGUAUAUAUUCAUAGUGUAUAUAUUUGAACGGGUGAUUGAAUAAUUGUACUUAAUGGAGACAAAAGGUGCUGUUGACCUCUGUCCAGAGGUCCAGAGGUCGUCACUCAUUCAUGCGGGGAGUCUUCAGCCUCCAACUAUGCAACUUAUUGAGCCUGUCCUGAUGAGAUGAUUCUCCCAGACAUGCCAAUAAUCAAUGACUGUGCUAAAGGUCUGUGGUGCACGGCAGCUCAGGUCUUUGAAGCUGAAAGGUUUGAGGAUUAUUGAUGAUUGACAGCUCUUUGAAACUCCCUUCAAACCUUGAGAAAUGAUUGGGGUACACACACUCAGACAGUACACACACACACACACUCAGACAGUACAACACACACACACACAGACAGUACACACACACACGCAGACAGUACACACACACACACACACGCACAAAGUACACAGAAAGUUUCAAAGAAGGAUGCAGACCUUGUAAAACUGGUGACUAAACUUUCAUGGAAUUGAAGAACUACAUUUCAGACAUUAUUUGCCUAAAUACUCCAGGGGGGAAGAGAACAUUAUUUUGGUGAAUACCUUUUGAAGGUUAUCUACGGGAAACAAUAUCAAAAUGACACAUUGUUGAAGGGAUACUUCCAUUCAUGUUCUUAUGACAUGACGGAGUAUUUUGAAUUAUUGUUUUUUUU